UUUAGGGCAACCAGCUGUGCGAGUGUCUCCCUUAGGCUUCACGGAGUCGGCCCACCAUCCGUCACCCGCCGCACCUAUGUAUGUAAAGUAGUUCCAGAACAUCUCCCAAAGCGGCCUAAUCUUGGGUCCGUGCUCGGCCGGUUCCUGUUUGUUUCCUGGCACGGGCUCUCGAGGCGAGGCCAAAAUUUAGAUGUCCGACUCCCCGUGGUGGAGGCGGCCGACUCGGACUUGAAGCUUUCGUCGAUUCGGUUCUCUAUAUACGCCCCAAGUUUCUGCAUAGGUAGCAUUCGUUGGAUCAAAAAGAACGGGAUGUGGGAUACAGGAAAGAUUGCGGAUGCGCCGAGUGGGUCGGCCAGCGUGCAGGCCCACGGUCCCGUCAGGACAGAUGCCAUCGCGGCGGUUUUGGAUGGCGAGGUCUUUGAGCAGACUACAGACGAACGGCGGCAGAUCGGGCUCGUCAGUGCGUGUUUUCUGAUCUUCAACCGCAUGGUUGGUACCGGCAUCUUUGCAACACCAAGUGCCAUUCUCGAGCUGAGUGGGAGCGUGGGCCUCGCACUGCUGCUCUGGGUCGCGGGCAUGGCUAUCUCGGCGACGGGAAUGGCGGUCUACCUCGAGUUCGGCACUGCUAUUCCUCGGAAUGGCGGAGAGAAAAACUAUCUCGAAUAUGUCUACCGACAUCCCAAGUUCCUCGCGACGGGGAUGUUUGCUUCGUACGUGUUCCUGCUCGGAUGGGCGGGAUCCAACAGCGUCGUCUUUGGCGAAUACAUCCUCCACGCCGCGAAUGUCGAAGUCGACCGCUGGAACCAGAGGGGCGUCGGAUUGGCAUGCAUCACCUCGGCGUUCUUGAUCCACGGACUGGCGCUGAAGUGGGGACUCCGGCUCCAGAACUUCUUGGGCAUCGUCAAGCUGUUGAUCAUUCUGAUCAUCGUUGUGUCCGGUUGGGCGGCUCUGGGAGGUGUAUUGAAAGUCGAAAAGCCAGACAACUUCUCGAAUGCGUUUGCUGGAACUACCAAUAGUGCUUACGGCGUGGUCAACGCCCUCUACAAUGUCAUGUGGUCGUUCAUUGGUUACUCGAACGCAAACUAUGCCUUGAGCGAGACGCGGAAUCCAGUGCGAACUCUUAAAAUCGCGGCACCGUUGGCUCUGCUACUCGUGGGAAUACUAUACAUGCUGGUUAAUAUUGCAUACUUUGCUGCCGUACCAAAGGAAGAGAUCCUGUCAUCUGGCCGUAUCCUUGCCGCGUCGUUCUUCAGGAAUGUCUUUGGCGGAACAGCCGAAAGAGCUCUUAGUGUCUUCGUCGCGCUAUCGGCGUUUGGCAACGUGCUCAGCGUUAUAUUCUCGCAAGGACGAAUUGUUCAGGAGCUUGGACGUGAGGGCGUCCUUCCUUUCUCUGGAUUCUUCGCAUCCAACAAGCCUUUUGAUGCCCCGCUUGCCGGUCUCUUCGAGCACUGGCUGGUUUCGGUCAUCAUCAUGCUUGCUCCACCUCCCGGUGAUGCCUACAAUUUCAUCCUAAACGUGAUUACGUACCCGCUCUCGAUCGUCAACUUCUUCGUGUCGGCAGGUCUGAUCUACAUCUACCUGAACAAGUCGUCAUUCCCGGACUUCAAGCCAGCGAUCAAAGCGACCCUCCCAAUCGCCGUGAUCUUCAACCUCGCCAACGUAUACCUCAUCGCGGCACCGUUCGUGCCUCCCGCCAACGGCGGGAACAUCUACGACCACUUGCCGUACUGGCUGCAUUGCAUAGUGGGCAUCGCGUUUUUGGCCGCCGGAGCGGUGUAUUGGCUCUUCUGGGCUGUCGUGCUGCCGAAGAUGGGGGGCUAUACGCUCGUUAGGGAGACGGUCGUUCAGAGGGAUGGCUGGAGUAGGAAUGUCUUCUCGAGGUUGUAUCCGGGUGGGGUGAAGAAGUAGUACAUACAGAGGCGGCGUUUGUUGUAAAUAGAUUUGUUUGAGGUCCGUG
Tricharina praecox is the source of this 1957-nucleotide messenger RNA. RefSeq names its product APA family basic amino acid/polyamine antiporter. The coding region runs from base 310 to 1908 and encodes 532 amino acids. The transcript has 8 exons. NCBI's taxonomy places the organism in Eukaryota, Fungi, Ascomycota, Pezizomycetes, Pezizales, Pyronemataceae. Gene Ontology annotation, biological process: amino acid transmembrane transport. Gene Ontology annotation, molecular function: L-amino acid transmembrane transporter activity. The record is from RefSeq and is a predicted model, not a curated record. Gene Ontology annotation, cellular component: membrane.